This is a messenger RNA of Peromyscus maniculatus bairdii (prairie deer mouse), 756 nucleotides long. RefSeq names its product keratin-associated protein 2-1. Lineage: Eukaryota; Metazoa; Chordata; Mammalia; Rodentia; Cricetidae. Gene Ontology annotation, cellular component: keratin filament. The record is from RefSeq and is a predicted model, not a curated record.
UCAUCAGCACUGGCCAGGUAUAUAAAGGGACCCGACCCAGAAGAGACAUCACACCUGAGAACACCCAUCCGCUCUCCACAUCUCAGCCCCACUCCAGCCCAGACACCCACCAUGACCGGCUCCUGCUGUGGAUCCUUCUCCUCCCAGAGCUGUGGAGGCUGCUGCCAGCCCUGUUGCUGCAGAGACCCCUGCUGCUGCCGCCCAGUGUCCUGCCAGACCACAGUGUGCCGCCCUGUGACAUGCGUGCCCCACUGCACCAGGCCCAUCUGUGAGCCCUGCCGCCGCCCCAUCUGCUGUGACCCCUGCAGCCUGCAGCAGGGCUGCUGCCGCCCCAUCACCUGCUGCCCCACCUCUUGCACAGCUGUGGUCUGCAGACCCUGCUGCUGGGCCUCCACCUGCUGCCAGCCCAUCUCUGUGCAGGCUCCCUGCUGCAGGCCCCCCUGCUGCCAGCCUGCCCCCUGCCGCACCACCUGCAGGACCUCCCCCUGCAACACCUGCUGCUGAGCAGUGAGCUGAGCACCUGGGGCAGGCAGCCGCCCUUUGGAAAAUAGUCGUGUUCCUAUUUCUCUCUCUCUAACCUGCCCUGAGCCACUUAUGCCCUAAAUCAACCAGCUUGUGAAUGGAGGCCGGGAGCAUGCCAUGAAGGCUGGUGCGACUUUUUAGCAGUCUUUGUCCUUCUCUCCUUCUUGGAUCUAAGGUCUUUUUGAAGAUUAGUUUAUGUUUUGUUUUUUAAUAAAUUUCUCUUCUUUGGCCCCA